UAACAAAUGGCUAAGAAGCAGGAGAAGAGACAGUCUUGAGUGUCUCCUGAACAGCAGGUCAGGAAUAGGCUCAUGUCUCCUUUGUGACAGUAGAGGCAGGUAGAAAUCCCACCAAUACACACUUUGGAUUUGACUAGUCCUCACUUGUAAUGGCAGAAAAUAACACGAAGGACCCUCCUCCUCCAUACUCCUCUCUUGAGCCACAGCCUCCUCUCAUGACUUAUGAUCAGGUGGUUCAUGAGAGUUAUGGCACAACCCAUAGGACUGUACCAUACUAUGUUCCGAGGGAUCCAACACAAGUAGCUGCCAUCAUUGUUACACAGGAGACUGUGUUGCAUGCCAGUAGCAAGAAGCGGCAGUCCUAUGGACGGAGUACCAAGUGUCUCAUUGGAUGGGCAAUUGUUCUUUUGGUGCUUGCUGCCAUUGGGUUGGCCAUCUGGCUCGGAGUGCGAAAUGGACCCAGGGUGGAGUCAGACUCAGAGUCAAACCCCCAUGAGUCCAACGACCAUGAAUUAGACGAAAAUGAUUCAGGCGAACAUGAAUCAGACGAUGACGACGAGAAGAAUCACAUGAAGACCUGCUCCAACUUUACUGUAGAGUGUGACGCCAUCGAAGACUGCCAACAGGCCAGCGAUGAGACCAACUGCGUGCGAUUUGGCCAAGGUGGAGUUUUACAAGUCAGAACAGCUCAGGACGAACAAUUCCUCCCUGUGUGUUAUCCGGGCAUGGAUAAAAGUUACGCUGACCAGAUAUGUGUACAGCUGGGUUUCAGGAGAGCCUAUGCAUUAGGUCUAGUGGAGACCAAGACUUCCACGGUCCUUUCUUUAAAACCUAGAGAAGACAAACUUAUACAGGGUCUGGUCAGUGUCAGUUCGAGCUGUCCAAAUGAAAGAGCCAUCUCACUUGAGUGCACUGAUUGUGGCCAGCAAAAGCUUUCCUCCAGGAUUAUAGGGGGCAGUGUUUCUAAUGAUGGCCAGUGGCCUUGGCAGGUUAGCCUGCAUUUCAACAGUGGACAUGUUUGUGGUGGAGUAUUCAUCUCUCAGGACUUUGUGUUGUCAGCUGCUCAUUGCGUCCAACAAUCAAUGAUAAAUUCCGGAGGCUGGCGUGUAUAUGCUGGAUCGGUUUCCCAGAAUACUCUCAAGACCGCCUACAGUGUGAAAAAGAUUAUACUGCAUGAGAGUUACAAUGAUCAAAAUAAUGACUACGACAUUGCCUUGCUGAAACUCAGCAGCCCUGUGGAAUUCUCUAAUACUGUGCAGCCUGUUUGCCUUCCUACCUUUGACCAGAACUUUUCUGAAGAUCUAGAGUGCUGGAUAUCUGGCUUCGGGACAACAGAAGAAGGAGGAGCUUAUGCCUCUACAAAACUCAUGAGUGUAUCAGUGAACAUCAUUGACACACGUGUGUGCAACAGCAGCAGGGUAUAUAGAGGAGCCAUCUCCAACAACAUGAUAUGUGCUGGUGAUCUGAAUGGAGGCCGGGACUCCUGUCAGGGGGACAGUGGAGGUCCGCUGGUCUGUAAGGCACUAAAUAAUCGCUGGUAUCUGGCAGGGAUUACGAGUUGGGGGGCAGGCUGUGGACAAAAACUUAAACCAGGAGUAUAUAGCAGAGUGACCAGCCUUCUACCCUGGAUCUACAGCAAGAUGCAGCAAGAGAAGCCCUGAUGCCUCUCUUCUGCUUCUGGUGUGUCCAUGCUUGAGGAUCUGAACAAUGAUGGUGGACACACAGCAGUACAAUACUUGAAAAAUGCGGUGGAUUGAACAUGAAGGACAUACUAAUGCACUUUGACAUGGAACAGUGUUGCAAUACUGCAGACACAAUCGGUCAUACAAUAGACCUCAAUAGACCUCAUUUGAUGAUGCUGUUCCUACAUUCGGCUAUGAUAAUAUAUGAAAAACAAACUACCAUGCAGGGCAGAGCUGCAGAUGUGGCCCUGUGGUUCUCUACUGUGACUAUUAUUUCCAUUAUCUACCUUCUGUCUUUUCUUUGAAUUUAUACUGUAAAUCCAUUGAAUAAUGUUGAAUCUGGGCCUUUGCUGCUUCUUUAAAUGAAUAUGCUGCUUGCACUGAUUUUUACAACACAAGUUUAUUUUGAGUAUUGUGUAUGAUUAUAUUGCACUGUUCUAAAAAUCUGUAUUUUUAACCAAAUGGGUCUUUGAACUCAGAUGGCUUUCUGUGAAGGAUCUUAACUUAAUUAUUUUACAUAAAAAACUCAUAUCUUUUUAUAUCUUUGCAUAUAGUUUCUUUAUAAAUCAUGUCA
Molecule: messenger RNA, 2256 nt
Organism: Triplophysa rosa
Lineage: Eukaryota; Metazoa; Chordata; Actinopteri; Cypriniformes; Nemacheilidae
Gene: tmprss13a
Product: transmembrane serine protease 13a
Exons: 13
Coding region: 150-1661 (503 amino acids)
Biological process (GO): proteolysis
Cellular component (GO): membrane
Molecular function (GO): serine-type endopeptidase activity
Source: RefSeq, a predicted model, not a curated record